CUCCCACUCGUCUCUCCCCCACCCUCUCUUUCUUCUCUCCAUUUAUCUCACCCUUUCUUUCUUUCUUUCUCUCUAUUUCCUCUCUUCUCCAACUCUCCCAUUUUCUCUCUCCUCCACUUUCUCUCUCUUUUUUGCACACCAAUGGAAGCCUCCUCCUCCUCCGACGAGAGCUCCUUAUUUUCCGGCGAGGAGGCGCUGUCGACUUCGUCGUCAGGUAUAAGCAGCGGGAGUUCCGGCGAGAUUCCGGAAGCGGUGGUUGGAAUCUCCGGGGAAUCUCCGGCGAGAGAGAGGUGUAUAGGGAGGCACGAUAGGGUUACCUGGGGAUAUACUUCUGUGAUUGGUCGGAGACCUGAAAUGGAGGAUGCUGUUGCGGUGGUCCCAGGGUUUGUCUCUCGCACGUGCUCUCACGUGGGUGGUUGUGCUGCCCCUGCUUCUAGAACCUCCCUUGAACUCUCUCCUCUUCAUUUCUUCGGCGUCUUUGAUGGCCACGGUGGCCCCGAGGUUGCUGACUUCUGUGCUGAGAGAAUGCAUAAAAUUAUAGCAGAGGAGUUGAAUGGGGAAAUCAAUGAUGGAUUCGAGUGGCAGAAUAAGUGGACAGAAGUAUUUACCAGUGGUUUCAGGAAAGCUGAUGACCAGGUUGUCUCAGAAGCUAAAGCCUCGGAUAUGGUUGGAUCAACUGCUGUUGUAGCAGUCGUUUCUGGUUGUCAGAUCAUUUUGUCCAAUUGUGGGGAUUCAAGGGCUGUUCUUUGUAAAAGGACGCAGACCAUUCCUUUGACUAUUGAUCACAAGCCAGAUAGAGCUGAUGAAUUAUCGAGAAUCGAAGGAGAGGGUGGGAGAGUCAUAAACUGGCAUGGUGCUAGGGUGCUUGGAGUCCUUGCUAUGUCUCGAGCUAUAGGUGAUAGGUAUAUGAGUCCUUACAUAAUUCCGGAACCAGAGAUCACUUUCACAACAAGAAGUGAUGAAGACGAGUGUUUGAUAUUGGCAAGUGACGGGCUUUGGGAUGUCAUGUCUAAUGACGAGGUAGGCGAGGUGGCCCGCCGCCUCCUAAGGCGAAUGCGAAGGUCUAUGGUAUCCAGUGAUAUUUGUCCUGCACAAGUGGUGGCUGACAAUCUCAGGCAGCUUGCUAUCGGGAGAAACAGUUCCGACAACAUCUCUAUCAUUGUUGUUGACUUAAAGUCGAGGAGAAGAAAUCAAUCAAAGCAAUAAAAGUAGCAGGCAGGCAGGCAGGGUAUGCAAUAUUGAUUUUUCCUUCAUUUCUAUGAGGUCUGUUGCGGAACAUUCUUGAAAUAUAAGAUCGGGUGAAGAUUCCUUGAUAUAUUAGGUAGCCCUCAUCAGCUAUUGUUUUUUUUUUACUGUACAAAGCUGACUGCUGGUGGGGAUUAAUGCUCCUGAGUAGUCCCUGACUGUGAAAUCUGUAUUACUGCAAAUUAUAUUGGAUCAACCCUCUAUUUUAGUUGGUUUGAUCUGAACUUCCGAAGUGGAUAUGACAAAAAAUGAAAAAAGAAAUCAAACUAUUGAUGUUCUGCAA
Molecule: messenger RNA, 1528 nt
Organism: Spinacia oleracea (spinach)
Lineage: Eukaryota; Viridiplantae; Streptophyta; Magnoliopsida; Caryophyllales; Amaranthaceae
Product: protein phosphatase 2C 56
Exons: 4
Coding region: 142-1206 (354 amino acids)
Biological process (GO): protein dephosphorylation
Molecular function (GO): protein serine/threonine phosphatase activity; cation binding
Source: RefSeq, a predicted model, not a curated record